Messenger RNA from Dama dama (fallow deer), 634 nucleotides. RefSeq names its product ubiquitin-fold modifier-conjugating enzyme 1-like. Lineage: Eukaryota; Metazoa; Chordata; Mammalia; Artiodactyla; Cervidae. The record is from RefSeq and is a predicted model, not a curated record. The transcript has a single exon. Gene Ontology annotation, molecular function: UFM1 conjugating enzyme activity. The coding region runs from base 8 to 511 and encodes 167 amino acids. Gene Ontology annotation, biological process: protein K69-linked ufmylation. Gene Ontology annotation, cellular component: cytoplasm.
GUCUAAGAUGGCGGACGAGGCCACGCGGCGUGUCGUGUCUGAGAUCCCGGUGCUGAAGACCAACGCCGGACCUCGAGAUCGGGAGUUGUGGGUGCAGAGACUCAAGGAGGAAUAUCAGUCUCUUAUACAGUAUGUGGAGAACAACAAGAAUGCGGACAAUGACUGGUUCCGACUGGAGUCCAACAAAGAAGGGACUCGGUGGUUUGGAAAAUGCUGGUACAUCCAUGACCUCCUCAAAUAUGAGUUUGACAUCGAGUUUGAUAUUCCUAUCACAUAUCCCACUACUGCUCCAGAAAUUGCAGUACCUGAACUAGAUGGAAAAACAGCAAAGAUGUACAGGAGUGGCAAAAUAUGCCUGACUGAUCACUUUAAGCCUUUGUGGGCCAGGAAUGUGCCUAAGUUUGGACUAACUCAUCUCAUGGCUCUGGGGCUGGGACCAUGGCUGGCAGUGGAAAUCCCCGAUCUGAUUCAGAAGGGAGUGAUUCAGCAUAAAGAGAAAUGCAGCCAAUGAAGGAUCAAGCCACUGAGGCAGGACAGAGGGACCUUUGAUAGGCUACUUUCCUGUUUUCCUGUGCAUCAUUCUUCUUACUCAUCUAACUGCUUCCCCCGACACCCUUUCACCCAUAAUUGUUAC